UGGAUGUGUUUCCAUUUCCAUUUUAUCUAUUUCUGCGAGACCUCUCUUCCUUACCAUCUGUACUCAGUGAUGCCUUGAGACAGUGGUUUGAUUUGACUACAAAAAGUGUCAUGUAAAAUUUAAGAUAAUAGGAUAUUUUGCUAUGUUGUCUCAAAGUCAAGUAUCCAAUUUGAAUAAUGGCACUAAUUCUUCUAAGGGAGAAUGGAAAGAGCAUUUAAUUCAAGUUCCUUGGGGACAUGUUGCAGGUAAAUGGUGGGGCGACUUAAAUCAACAACCCAUUCUCUGUAUUCAUGGUUGGCAGGAUAAUGCAGGGACAUUUGAUAAUCUCAUCCCAUUACUUCCCAAAAAUUUAUCAUUUUUAGCAAUUGAUUUACCUGGCCAUGGUCUGUCAUCUCAUUAUCCAAGAGGGUUGCAUUACUAUUUAUUUUGGGAUGGCAUUUCUCUGAUUCGCCGUAUUGUUAAACAGAACAAAUGGACUAAUAUCAAACUCAUGGGACAUUCUUUGGGUGGUGCUUUAUGUUUCAUGUAUGCAGCAAGCUUUCCAGAGGAAGUGCAUAGUUUUAUCAGUCUUGAUAUCUUGGGACCCACCAUUAGAGAUGUUGAUAACACUGCAAGUCGAUUGGGCGCUUCAAUUGAUAAAUUUUUAAAAUAUGAAACUAUUCCAGAAAGCAGUUUACCAUUCUAUGACUACGAUGAAUCGUUAAAGUUAGUUUUAGAUGCCUAUGAAGGAUCUAUAACAAUGGAAUCCUGUAAAGUUUUAAUGAAGAGGGGUAUGGCACAUUCCCAAAAUCAAGAUAAAGAUGGCUAUCAUUUUGCUCGUGAUUUAAGACUUAAAGUAUCACUCAUGGGCAUGCUUUCUAUAGAACAAGUGUUAGCUUUUGCAUCAAAAAUUGUUUGUAAAGUAUUGUGCAUACGUGGAGUUCCAGGUAUGAAAUUUGAUAAACCAGAAUAUUUUCAAUCUGUGGUGGAGAAAACUCGUGAAAGUUCAGAAAGAUUUGAAUACCAUGAAAUUCAAGGUACACACCAUUUACAUUUGAAUACUCCAGAAAUGAUAUCAGAAAUUAUUACUGAGUUUAUAAUGUCGUAAACUUUAGCAAAAUUAUA
Molecule: messenger RNA, 1104 nt
Organism: Ctenocephalides felis (cat flea)
Lineage: Eukaryota; Metazoa; Arthropoda; Insecta; Siphonaptera; Pulicidae
Product: probable serine hydrolase
Exons: 3
Coding region: 143-1087 (314 amino acids)
Source: RefSeq, a predicted model, not a curated record